This is a messenger RNA of Penicillium alfredii, 2463 nucleotides long. RefSeq lists its product as uncharacterized. NCBI's taxonomy places the organism in Eukaryota, Fungi, Ascomycota, Eurotiomycetes, Eurotiales, Aspergillaceae. Bases 1 to 2463 code for a protein of 820 amino acids. The record is from RefSeq and is a predicted model, not a curated record. The transcript is spliced from 2 exons.
AUGGCCGAGUCGCGAGAGUCGCAGCAUUCUCUCCUAUCUUCUGGACAGCCCAUGGGCACUCGACCCCCACGUUCAUGGCAUCCACUAGGUCGCUCGUCGCCUGAGUUGGAGGAUUCGUAUUAUUAUCCCCCGCCGCGUCGGAGCUCCUCUGAUGAGGCUUUUCGGGAGGUGGGCUUGGGGAUCACGAAUUCCAGGGGGGACAAGAUCCCAGCUCAUCAAAGACACGAUUCGGUAGCAAGCACAAGCACGGUUGCCAAUUCGCCCCAGAAGUCUCUACCCCCGCGCGGCAAUUGUCCGAACCGUUCGAAUGUUCUUCAGAAACGGUUGUCAUGGGUUCCGAUGACCAUUCUGGUUUUGUCGCUGUAUGCCACGGUCUUCUCUGGGAUUUAUCUUGCUAUUGCGCUGUGGAAGCCAAGAUGGAAGCGGAUUGCGAGUGAUGGGCCACUUGCGCCGUCAACUGCGAGUUUACUAAGUUCCUUCUUUGCAAAGACAAUUGAGUUGUCCUACGUCACCGUCUGCGUCGCAUUCCUGGGACAAGUCCUCAGUCGGCGCGCGUUGAUGGGAAAUUCGCGGGGUAUCUCGAUUUCAGAUAUGAGUAUGCGAGCAUGGAUUAUGCAGCCUGGCUCCAUGAUCGUGCACUGGGAGACGUUGCGGUACUCUGGGCUCACCCUUCUUGGGUCCAUUGCGCUCAUUGCGACCUUUGUCGCGAUGCUGUAUACCACUGCUGCCCAAGCCUUAGUGUCGCCAAAGCUUUCCCUUGGACCGGUCGAACCAACAACACUAUGGGGCAAAGUAUCUGCCAGCUGGGGCAACAGCGAAUUCCUGGGAUUGCACUGCCGUACUCCCAUCUCCAUGUCAACAGACCCGGAGUACCGAAACACGACGUGUCUGCAGAUGGAGCAUGUCGGGCAGGCAUACCACAACUAUCGGCAGUGGAUCACACACUGGAGCAACCUCGUGCAUGGCAGCAACAAAACAUCCGACAAACUGAAAUCGCGGCCACAUCCGACCGGUUCCCUCUACGACAACACGACCGUGACCGGCAGUUGGAUUGAUGUGGAAAACAUGACGGAACUGUCGAAAAAACAUGGCCGGAUGGUGAACAACAUCACCAUGGCCAUGCCGCAUGGCGGCGUUCUCGCGGCGGCCAUGGAUGCUCGGAACGGCAUUCGUCAACCCCAAGAGGCCUCGGGUGAAGGCAAGUAUAACGUCGAGGCAUCGGUGCCCUCGCCUGCUGUGAAUGUCCUCUGCGUGGGGAUGACAAAACUUGAGCUUUCUCCUCUGGUGUACACGGAAUGGCCGCACACACAAGGGUUUAAUGCGACCACCUGGUACACGGAAACGCCGACCGAUAUCCCACUGCGUCCUUCUUGGCUCAACCGCACUGUUGUUGAUGAUCUAUUCGAGUUCGGUGAGAAAUACGGCCAAAGGCCGCCGGUGUUCGGCAAAUACCCCAAACUACACAACACGCUCCUCAACACGACGGGAUUGUGGCCUGCAAACGCCAUCUUCCUUUUAGGAGCAGCGCCGGCGGGCCUUGGAGAUACCGAGUACGUGAUGUGUGCAGUCAGAGCAAAGCAAACGGGGGCCUGUUCCACGCGAUACAGCGCUGCGUCAAGCGGAGCCUCACUCAGGACAAAAUGCGAGAGCCCCAAGAAUGACCUCCAAUACAAUAACCAGAACAAGCACUUCCAGGAAGGCGUCUGGGAGGCCGACUGGAAAAAUAUUGCCUCGGAAUGGGCCAGCUCGCUGAGUCUGGGGACGGGUAUCACCGACGGAGCGGCAAGCAAUGCACGCCUGCUGAUGCAGUUGAUGCCGGCAUUCAACAAAAAGACCAACACCUUCUCCCUCGACCCUAACCUCCCGUCAAUUGCAGAGGCUCUUGCCGUGAUGUCGGGCAACACACUGAUCCUCAGCUCGCAAGACGCCCCUUUCGUCCAGGGAUGGAACUACACCGGCACACCGAACAAUAUCCUCGCCAAGCCCGUCUACCAAUACUUCCGCGCAUCCGUACAGACAGUCGGGUAUGCAUCCGGCUGGGCAGAGAAGUGGCAAGUAAUCUUCUACGUGAUCCUGGUAUUCGCCUUCGUCACCAGCGCCAUUUGUCUCGCCUUCAUGAUCCUCGAGGCCCGCGGUAGACAAGUCACCGAUUUCACCGAGCCCCAGAACCUCUUCACGCUGGCCAUCAACAGUCCCCAAACCGACCAGUUACAGGGUGCGUGUGGGAGUGGGCCGCAUGGAAGACAAUUCAAGGAACGUUGGCAUAUCGACAUGGAGGAGAACGACGAGCACUACUAUAUCCGGUCCAAGGCUGAUGUCAACACCCCCUACUUGCACUCGUCUGCAUCGAGUCGUUUGGAGCCAUUAAGCAUGGGGGAUCCUCUCGCGAAGCCGGUUAGUCCGGCUGUGGACGAAUUCCGGCGAGUCUCGAAACGGCAUUCUUUUCUGGCGCGACUUUAUUGA